This is a messenger RNA of Penicillium macrosclerotiorum, 657 nucleotides long. Its product is annotated as flavin reductase family protein. The coding region runs from base 1 to 657 and encodes 218 amino acids. Gene Ontology annotation, molecular function: FMN binding. The transcript has a single exon. NCBI's taxonomy places the organism in Eukaryota, Fungi, Ascomycota, Eurotiomycetes, Eurotiales, Aspergillaceae. The record is from RefSeq and is a predicted model, not a curated record.
AUGUCGCCGAAGCGAAAAGCAGGUGCUAUCGAUGACAACUCCACGGAAAACACGAAAGCGCAAUGUAUGAAGUCUUCUAAUCCUCCGGGCUUCAGUCCAUGCCCUAUUUCGCAUGUCUACCGCCUUAUCGAGCCCGGUCCUGUGCUGCUAGUUUCAACAGGAUCUCUGGAGCAGUCAACACAUAAUAUCAUGACUAUCGGCUUCCAUAUGAUGAUGCAGCAUGAGUCACCACCUCUAAUUGGGAUUACACUCGGCCCAUGGGACGCCUCCUUCGCGGUUCUCAAAAAACGCCGUGAGUGCGUCCUCGCCGUGCCCUCCGUGGAAAUUGCGCAGAAGACCGUCGACAUUGGCAAUUGCUCUUCAAAUGACAGUGACACAAAUAAGUGGGAACGUUUCGAUAUAGAUGCUCUUCCUGGACUCAAGGUCCAGGCCCCCCUCGUGGGCGGACCGCAUGUAAUCGCGAAUAUCGAGUGUGUGGUGGAAGACACGGCGCUGGUUAAUAAGUACUCCAUGUGGGUUCUCAGGCCGAUCGCGGCGUGGGUUGCCCCUCAGAGGGGGACGAUGUUCCACCAUCAAGGGCAGGGGAUUAUGGUGGCCGACGGAGAAGUUCUGAACUUCAAGGACAGAAUGGUUAAGUGGCAGGAGUUCAUGGAGUGA